This is a messenger RNA of Pollicipes pollicipes, 627 nucleotides long. RefSeq names its product elongation of very long chain fatty acids protein 4-like. The transcript has 4 exons. Gene Ontology annotation, molecular function: fatty acid elongase activity. Lineage: Eukaryota; Metazoa; Arthropoda; Thecostraca; Pollicipedomorpha; Pollicipedidae. Bases 1 to 627 code for a protein of 208 amino acids. Gene Ontology annotation, biological process: fatty acid elongation, polyunsaturated fatty acid; fatty acid elongation, monounsaturated fatty acid; sphingolipid biosynthetic process. The record is from RefSeq and is a predicted model, not a curated record. Gene Ontology annotation, cellular component: endoplasmic reticulum membrane.
AUGAAGGGCCGGCCCACGCCGCGCCUUCGGCUGCCGCUCGCCCUGUACAACGUGGCGCAGGUCUGGCUGAGCGGGUACCUGCUGCACGAGACGCUGGUCAGCAGGCCGUCCAGCUGGCUCUGCGUCCCUGUCGACGUCAACGACGACCCGCGGGCGCAGCGGCUGGCUGAUGCCAUCGCCGUCUUCGUCCUGAGCAAGAUGCUUGACUUCCUGGACACGGUGUUCCUGGUGCUGCGGAAGGACCACGAGAGGAUGACGUACUUCCACGUGUACCACCACGGCUCGAUGUUGUUCAGCGGCUGGAUAGCGUCGGUGUACGCCCCAGGCGGAGCCAGCUGGCUGCCACUGGCCAUCAACAGUUUCGUCCACGGUGUUAUUUACAGCUACUACCUGCUGGCCAGUCUGGGGCCCGCGAUGCGCCGCUAUCUGUGGUGGAAGCGUUACCUCAUCCAUCUGCAAAUGCUGCAGUUCGCUGGGAUCGCGCGAGCGCUGGGCUUCGCCCCAACAUCGACGCGCUUCCCGCCCCAACUCUCCAGCAUCUGCAGCGUCUGCGACAGCUUCUCUAACACAUUAACCUCUGCGGCAGCCGAAGUGGGCGGUGGCGGCCACAGCACCUGCACGCUCUGA